AUGCCCGGCCGUCUUCUCUCCAGCUUUGUUCGCCCCACCGCGGCUUUCCAUUCUUCUCUAUCCUCGCACUCGAAUUCCUCCUCUACCUCCGUCAACGAAAUCCCCGCCAGCAACACCGUCACCAAGAAGCCCCAUUCCCACACCGACAGAGCCAGAUCUCCAGAGCGCCGUCUCUCCUUCACCAUGGACCAUCUGAUUCACCCGCACCGAGAUCAUAGCAAGGACAAGAAGCGCAGCCAUGGAAGGUCUGCUCGCUCGAAGGACCGUGUAGCGAAGGAGGACCAUGCCCCCCCGGCCGCCAAGUUGGACGUCAUCGUUGAGUCUCCGCCUCUCGUCUGCUACGGAACCCCAGCAAACUCCACCGGUGCUUUGUUCUCUGGACGUCUGCGGAUUGCUGUUGCUGAGCACGCCAAUGCCAUUACCCUCGACAAGUUCGAUAUGCGUCUGCUCACCAAGAUCACCACCAAGAAACCCGUCUCCCGCGAAUGCUCCAACUGCGCCGCACGGACGGAAGAAUUGACCAGCUGGGAUUUCCUCACCGAGCCGCUCUCCCUCAAGCACGGAGACCACGACUUCCCCUUCAGCUACCUGUUCCCCGGCCACCUGCCCGCUUCCUGCAAUGGAUCACUGGGUCAGGUGGAGUACUACCUCUCAGCCCGCGCACACAACACCACCGGCGAGGAAUACACCUUCAAGAUGCCAUUGCACAUCCGCCGCGCUACCCUCCCCAGCAACGACAAAUCCUCGAUCCGUAUCUUCCCUCCAACCAACCUCACCGGCCGCAUUGUGCUCCCAUCGGUUGUCUACCCCAUCGGCACCUUCCCGGUGCAGAUGACUUUGAGCGGAGUGGUGGACAAGGGCGAAGAAACCCAGACCCGCUGGCGUCUGCGCAAGAUGAUGUGGCGUAUUGAAGAGCACCAGAAGAUCGUCUCGGCAGCGUGCACGAAACACGCGCACAAGAUCGGCGGGGAGGGUAAGGGAGUCCUGCACCAGGAGACCCGCAUCAUCGGGCACAACGAAGAAAAGGAAGGCUGGAAGACCGAUUUUGAUACGGCCGGCGGCGAGAUCAGCAUGCAGUUUGAAGCCAGCAUCAAUCCCACCUGCAAUCCCGUGUGUGACUUGGAAGUCCCCAACGGACUGGAAGUCAAGCACAACCUAGUGAUCGAGCUGAUCGUGGCCGAGGAGUUUUGCCCUAACCGCAACACACGGCUGAUCACGCCCACGGGCGCCGCUCGGGUGCUCCGUAUGCAGUUCCACUUGCACGUCACCGAACGCAGUGGCCUUGGGAUCAGCUGGGAUGAAGAGAUGCCGCCCGUGUAUGAAAAUGUCCCCGCCAGCCCUCCCGGCUACACCAUGCUCGAUGGAAACAGUAUCAUGGAAGACUACAGUGGCUCUCCUCUGUCGCUGCCCGACUACGCCGAGCUGGAACGGAUGGAGUCCCUGCAUUUGGACAGCGACUCCAAUCACUCCGUUCGGGGUCGAACCCGGUUCACCACCGACGACCUCACUGCAGAGCCCCUGGCGCUGGUGAGCAGCAAUCGGGCCCCCUCGACCGAUUCUCGGGUAUCCGAGUAG
Aspergillus clavatus NRRL 1 is the source of this 1575-nucleotide messenger RNA. RefSeq names its product alpha-arrestin. Gene Ontology annotation, biological process: ubiquitin-dependent endocytosis. Gene Ontology annotation, molecular function: ubiquitin protein ligase binding; protein-macromolecule adaptor activity. The record is from RefSeq and is a predicted model, not a curated record. NCBI's taxonomy places the organism in Eukaryota, Fungi, Ascomycota, Eurotiomycetes, Eurotiales, Aspergillaceae. The coding region runs from base 1 to 1575 and encodes 524 amino acids. Gene Ontology annotation, cellular component: cytoplasm; cytosol; plasma membrane. The transcript has a single exon.